Messenger RNA from Musa acuminata AAA Group (dessert banana), 3404 nucleotides. Its product is annotated as BEL1-like homeodomain protein 9. Gene Ontology annotation, biological process: regulation of transcription by RNA polymerase II. The transcript is spliced from 4 exons. The coding region runs from base 1166 to 3235 and encodes 689 amino acids. Gene Ontology annotation, molecular function: DNA-binding transcription factor activity, RNA polymerase II-specific; RNA polymerase II cis-regulatory region sequence-specific DNA binding. The record is from RefSeq and is a predicted model, not a curated record. Lineage: Eukaryota; Viridiplantae; Streptophyta; Magnoliopsida; Zingiberales; Musaceae.
GGUGGCGAAGGAAGCAGGCCCGCCCGCGAAGCAAAAGAUAUGGGGCAGAUCGGAAACGCCCCCCUCAUUUCCCGGGUAAUCCUGGGGCCCUCCUACUGUGACGUCACCCGACGCCACGCGACCCCGCUUCCUUUGGGACCCGUUCUCCCUCCGCCAAUCGGAAUCCUCCACGUCGUCUCCGACCUUGGUUUCUCUUUCUCGAAACCCGCUGCGCGAUUGGAGGAGCUGCGGGGCCCACGGGUGAAUUGGGCAGGUGCGUGUUCGGGUGCUGGUCCGAAUCGUAUCUGUGGGGACGGCGUUACGCGCGACGGCGGCAUCGGGAGUCGGACUGGGACAGGGAGGCGGGACUCGCCUGCGUCGCAAUCGCGGCCGUCGGUUCGGCGGACCACCGCAUGCUGGCGAGCGUGUGCGAGUAGGGCGGGGGGGAAUAUUUGCCUCCCGCACUCACUGCGGCGUAAUCUUUUGCUGCCUGCUUUCGUCCCGUCUUCUUUUCCUUUUCCCCCUCCCUCCCUUUUCCCUCGCUCCCAAAAGAAAAGAGAGAGCAGUCUUAUUCCCUGCCGUUUUGUUCUCUGCCCCCUGUUUUUUACCUCUUUCGUGGCAUUCCGCCACAGUAGCGAAGCGCUGCUGCUAACCACGCCCCCUUUCUGCUAAUGAAAUGAUGAGAAGACGGGGAGAGAGAGAGAGAGAGAGAGAGAGAGAGUAAACUGUUGGCAUGAAUGAGAGUCAUAUCUGCACACAUGGGCGGUCUUCACAUGUCGAACGGGGGUGUGGUUGUCGUGAAGUGGGUUUCAGCAAGUCAUAACUUUCACGCUUCCUCCGCACCCUCUGGCCUUUGCUGCUGCUGCAGUGAAUCCAUGUGGAGUGUUUUGCUUGCUCGGAUUCCUGAAACCCACCACCACCUCCAUCUCUUUGUUUGCUUCCCAUCCCCAUCUCUCUCCUCUUUCUAAUCUUUGCCAUCUUGUGAUCUCCCUUUGUACUUGCUCUGGAUUCGUAGCAGAUACAUAGAGAUGGCUGCCGCCCUGCGUCUCCGCUCCCGACGCUCCCAAAUUAUUGGCCUCUGAACCCAUUCCUUCUCCGCCUUCCCUUCUUCCUCUCCCCCACCUCCCCGCAUCCUCCCCUCUUUACACCGAUCCAUUCCUCGCCAACUCAUGUCUCUCGACCCGGAAUGCCCCCGGCCAGCCCCGCCGCCGCCACUGCCAGCUGCAGCAGCCAACGUGCCAUGAACGGCUUACGGUCGGAUGCCCACGUCGCCCAGCAGAGCCGCCGCGACAAGCUCCGGGUCCAGUCUGACCUCCUCCAGGUCCGCGACGCCUCCGAACCGGCCAUGUUCUCCUCCCCGGCCGCCUCAGCAGCCACGGACUUCACGGGCGGCAGCCAAGUCCCCCUCGUCGCUCCUUCCGCGUCGUCGCUGAUCUUAAGCGAGGGCGCCGCUGCUUUCCAGCCCCAGCCCGGUUGCGACUGGGCUCCGCCUCCUUCCUUUGUUCCGCACGGUCAUCCUUACCACCACCAACCGAGGCCCGGCUUCGUCGCUUAUCACGACGGAUCGACGGACUUGCACUUCGUGUCGCCCUCAUCGCCGCUCGCGUGCCAAGGCCGAGAAUUCGCCUCCGCGAUCGCUCAACAGCCGUGCCCGUGGGCCGUCGAGGGCGGCGGGAACGAGCUGCUGUUCCUGCCCACCUAUGCCGGGGAAUCGCCCGGUGCCAUGCUGAUGGCCAGGCAGCUGCCUCCGCAGUGGAGCGGAGAUGGAAACAUCAUGGGCGCCAAGUGCGAUGACGCUGCCGUCGGGGCUAGCGAUCCGAGAGCGGCGAGAGGCCUGUCCCUGACGCUCGCGUCGAGCCCGGUGCCGGAGCUCGGCGCGGCGCAGUUGGCGGCCGGGCCUUCCUGCCCCUACCCCAAGUUCCUGAUCGGGGACCGAGUGUACACAGGCGGGGGAUCACUACAAGACGUGGUGAGCCUGCCCAGCGACGCCGCUGCCCGCCGUGGCUCCGGCCCUCUCGGCCCGUUCACCGGCUACGCCACCAUACUGAAGAACUCCAGAUUCCUGAGGCCAGCGCAGCAGCUGCUCGACGAGUUCUGCAGCGCCGUCACGGGCUUGAAGCUCGCCAAGCGGUGCCACAUCGGAGAAGCGAGUCCAGGAGCUUCAAGCAGCGGCCGCGACGUCGGCGAGAAGGACAACAGCUCCAAGGGAGUGAAUUCCGGCGCGUCAUCCUCGAUGGAGGCCGGAGCCGAAGCCGGGGGCGCAGCCAAAGUCCAACGACCGGAAUUCCAGCAGAAGAAGGCAAAGCUCCUCCACAUGCAGGAAGAGGUUUGCAGAAGAUACAAGCAGUACCACCAACAAAUGCAAAUGGUGGUCUCCUCCUUCGAGUCCGUGGCCGGCCUCAAUUCGGCCACGCCCUACACGUCGUUGGCGCUGAAGGCCAUCUCGAAGCACUUCAGGAGCUUAAAGAACGCGAUCUCAGAUCAGAUCCGGCACGUGAGCAAAGUUCUCGGGGAGGAACUCAUGUCAUCACCCAGUUCCGGUGGUCGAGGGGAAUCGACGCCAACCCCCCCGCGGCUCAAGUACCUCGAUCAAAGCCUUCUUCGGAAACACAAGGCUGGUGGCGAAAGCACACUGAGCUUCGUGGAUCACAACCAGCCGGUUUGGCGGCCGCAGAGAGGUCUACCGGAGCGUGCCGUAUCCGUUCUCCGUGCAUGGCUGUUCGAGCAUUUCCUUCACCCGUAUCCGACCGACACCGAUAAGCACAUGUUAGCAACUCAGACGGGCUUGUCCAGGAAUCAGGUGUCGAACUGGUUCAUCAAUGCCAGAGUGAGGCUGUGGAAGCCCAUGAUAGAGGAGAUCCACAUGCUGGAGACCAAGGGGAUGAGCGGAAUGGAUCUCAAUUCGGCCACCAACGGGAAGGAGACGAUGGUCGCCGUAACGGAAGACGGAGCGCACUCGUCGACGUAUCACGACCCGCCGGAUUGCGCCCCCAUGGAUGCGGUACUGUUGAACGAGGAGGGGUCGCAGCAGCAGGCUUGGCAGGGCGGCGACAAGAGGUCGAGGGUGGAAGAGUGCGAGAUGCUGACGGGCAUGGACGGGGGGCUGAUGAGCUUCGCCACCUACCAGCACGCCAUGGACAUGGGCGGGAUCGAGGCGGUGUCGUUGACGCUGGGGCUGAGGCACGAGGGCGGCCAGCAGACGCCGCCGCAGAUGAGGCACUUGGGGGCACAGAUGUUCCAUGACUUCGUGGGCUGAGAGCCUUGGCGUCACCGCAGGUUUUGAUGCAUCCCAAUCCCGGUGGGGAUGCGGCCGCUGCCAGUAAUCUGCCCUUUCUAGUAUAGCGUAUGCCUUUCUCGUCACAGAGGACUCUCAAGCUUCGAUGAACGUUCCACAUUGCCUAUGAAGAGGUUUUGCUAUUUAUUUA